AUGAAAGAACCUGUCUAUUCAAUGGAAUUAGGAGAAUUGCCAGGUAGUUUAAUAAUUUAUUUGAAGGAACCAGACCAAGAAUACUAAGAAAAGGGAGAAACAUAGGUGCAUACAAAUUUAUAUAAGCGUAUCUUAGUAAUGAGAGUAUUCAUUAUAAAUUAUGA
This is a messenger RNA of Paramecium primaurelia, 164 nucleotides long. NCBI's taxonomy places the organism in Eukaryota, Ciliophora, Oligohymenophorea, Peniculida, Parameciidae. The record is from the annotation of a GenBank genome assembly.